This is a messenger RNA of Nilaparvata lugens (brown planthopper), 4781 nucleotides long. RefSeq names its product pyruvate kinase. Gene Ontology annotation, molecular function: pyruvate kinase activity; magnesium ion binding; potassium ion binding. Bases 2831 to 4366 code for a protein of 511 amino acids. Gene Ontology annotation, biological process: glycolytic process. Gene Ontology annotation, cellular component: cytoplasm. The transcript has 4 exons. Lineage: Eukaryota; Metazoa; Arthropoda; Insecta; Hemiptera; Delphacidae. The record is from RefSeq and is a predicted model, not a curated record.
CAUCAUGCAACAGCAAUCACAAAUUAAUGUAAACAUGAAGAUUGCAUCGGCUGCAUUCAGUCUUGACUCUUGACAUUUUAUUAUUCUACAAAGUUAAAGUGAAGUAAACUUGAACUUCUAAAAGUGCUUUGUUUUUAGAAAUACAUUAUAAUUUUUUUUAUUGAUGGAAAUGAGCUCUGAAUGGUAAAUUACAUAGGAUUGCAGGUACCAGAGUUAUAUUACUGAAAUCCUAUCAAUUGCCCAAUCAUGGGGAAGGUUAGAAAACUUCGACAAAAAUACCAUAAUCUAUUGAAAAAAGAAAAAGAACAAAAAGAGGAACCCAAAGGAUUAUCUUACGAUGACGUGGUGUCUGGAAAUUUUGAUAAAAUCAAUCUGCCUUCCCGUAUGGACUGUGAUUUGACAAAUCCGUUUGCCAAUAUUAAUAUAGAUAUCAAUCAAUUGAAAACUAAACUCUCAGAUGAUUGUAUAUCUGUAUGCUCAAAUGUUUCCAAGCGGCUCACCAAGUAUGAUGCAAACGGAAAACUGCUCAAAAAGGAUGAGAAACGGAAAACUUAGACAUGAACUCUUUUUAAAAAAAUUGGAUAUUGUGAAUCAAGCUAGACGUGAGGUCCGAACUAAGAAGAGGAAGAAGAAUCCAAAAAAUGACGGCUUAAAUAAAGUGAAGGGAAUAGAUGAUGAUGCUCCCCCUACUCUGGUUCCUAUAGGAAAGAAGAAGAACAAGAAGAAUGCCAUACCUAGACCUACUAAGAAGAGAGGGAUUGAGAAAACAAAAAAGCGAAAACAGAAUAUGCUUGACGAUAUUGCUGCAUUUCGAGAAGUUGUUCGCCAGAAACUGGAAGAAGGCGAUGUUUAUAAUUCAGUGAGCGAAUGUGUCCUUAAGAAAGUUCUAGAGGAAGCUUCCAAUGAAUAAAUAUACACUAUGAUAGAAAUAUACUGUACCACUAAAUUGUAUAUAGAUUGAAGUUUUAUAAUACAAAACUGGUAUUAUACGGUAAGAGUUUUCUGUGAUUUUUAAAAUCUCGUUCUACUUGCUUUACUUUGUAUGUAAAUAAAGUUGUUUAAUUUUUAAAUAAUUCUUCUAUAUAUAUGAACCUUGGAUUAAAUCGGGCCUUGACUUCAAAUACUAAAGAAGCGGUUUGAAAAAGUGGUCGCACUGUUAAGCUAUCGUUUAGAUAACUUGAGAAUCAUGCGCCUGAUGCUACCGUUGGAAGGGUGACCGCUUGAGCCAACUCCUCUCAAUAUUAUUCAUGAGUUGUAAAAUCGUUUCUCGGUGGUUCGGAAUCCACCUAAAACUGUAGGUCAAUUCAUCUCUCAUGAUCAUCAGCCUCUUUACUCACGCACAAGCCUAGAGCUCAUGUGGGCAUCACCCUCGGAAAAAAAACAACCAAGUCAUAGACUCGGUUGCAUAAAAGCUUGUUAAAGUUUACCUUGAUUAAAUGCCACGAGAACCAAUCAGAGAAGGUUUUUUUUUAAAGAGAGCUUCUCUGAUAGGUUCUCAUAGCUAUUAAUCAAGGUUAAAAUAUAACAGGCUUUUGUGCAACCGGGUUGAAUAUAAAACUUGAAAAUAUCCAUUUAACAUUCGUGGGCUAGAGAAAUUUUUUUUUAAGUUGUCAACUCAGUAACUGUGUAUGUAAGGGAUGCCUUGAAUCUAGAUAAUUUCCACAAUUCCAGCUGACAUUGGUUUAAUAUGGAAUACAAACUGGGAGUAUAUUAGGAAUGUGAAUGAAACACUUGAAAAUAAUCGUAAUUUCGUAAAUUUAAAGACAUGUUGAAUUGUCAUACUGAACAAAUAAGAAGCUUGAAAUAAUAACCUUGAAAAACAAUUUAAUUGAAUUAGAAUGGAAUCCUUUGUUUGUUGACAAACAACAGAAUUGAAUAACAAGCUUUGAGAUCUUGUAGAUUAGGGUUUCUGCCUUGAAGGCCAUUCAGUCACGUUCCUCGCCUCUUUUCAGUGAAUCAACAUUUUGGAAACAACUCUCCUAUAUUUCUAGGCCUAUGAAAUGACAUAUCAGUCCAAUUAUUAUUAAAAACACUUUUGAACUUUAUGGUCUCCUUGAAAACGAUUUACCUUUAACUAAUAUUCAUCCAAACCAUAAACACUCAACCAAUGAUCCUCUUUUCCAAUCAAUUUUAGAAACUGAUUGCUUUUAUUCUCACUGUGAAAUAUGAUGGUUAACUCGUUAACCAUUCAACUGUUGAAAACACUUGAUUCUACAAGCCAAGGACUUCCGAUACUCUUUGAGUCGUGGUCGUAACGGUCCUUCACCCAACAAUCUAUGGGUGGUUUAUCAAACAGCCGAUUACUGACGAGCGUUCCAACCCAGAAUGGGACACAUUGGCUAAUUCUCACCAACAGCUGAUUUCAGCCAAUCAUAGGACAUUCUGGGUGGCCUGUUGUUUUGUUGGAAUGUUAUUCAGUCGCCAACUUGAGAUCAGAAUAAUUUCACAUAUCAUCAUCAUAUGUUGUUGAUAUUAAUACUCACCUGAUCUAUCUAUUCUAGUUAUCACGGGAUAACCAAGGUUAUUGAGUUAUUCUGAACUGUGCUCAUAUUAUUUACUUCUUAGGCAUUGCAGAAUUCAGAAUUGUACUUUUCCAGUAAGAUGUAGAAUAACUAUGACAUUAUUCAGGCUUUAUGAUUCAAGCAAUGUUAUUCAUGUGACAUUGAAAAUCGAAAACAUUUUUGUCUGCCAGAAAAUUUAGUUGAUGAAAUAGAACUUCUCUUUCGAAAUAGUAUAUAUUAUAUCAAGAAUUAUUUUUUUCAUCAAGUUGAAACGCGCUCAACAGCUAAGUUGUGUUGUUUGUUGAAUUGUUUACUAUUUUGAAGGCAUUAUGCUGUGGGAAAGUGCUACACCUGAUUUCUUGGAAGACAGGGAGAUUCUCAACUCAAUAGAUGAGUCACCUAUACCGAGGUUAUCAAAAAUCAUUUGCACAAUCAACUCAAGAACUGCCACUGUUGAAAUGAUAGAGAAAAUGAUUGAGUCCGGAAUGGAUAUAGCUCGUUUGAAUUUCGCCCACGACGAUGCUGAACAUCAUCUGCAAGCAAUCGCAAAUAUAAGGAAAGCUGUCAAGAACAUUCAAUCCAGAUCCGAAACACAUUUGGAUGUAGCAAUUGCAAUCGACACCAAAGGACCGGAAAUCAGGAUUGGGAUGUUUGAAGGAGGACCGGAAGCACAGAUUACAUUGAUUGAAGGUAAAACUUUGCGACUAAGUACCGAUCGUGCUUACAUGAAGAAAGGUAACUCAUCUGUGGUCUACAUUGAUUACGAAGAUAUUCACGAGGUAGCUACUCCAGGAAUGAAGAUUUUCAUAUCCUCAGCAAUUCUAACAUUAGAUUGGAUGGAAGAGAAUGAUAUAUUAUGUUCUGUUCUACAAGGAGGAGUUUUAACUAGCUAUGAUGAGGUCACUGGAGAAGGUAUGUUCAAAUUGAAAACAGAAUUGUCAGCUAAAGAUCUGUCAUACAUCGAGCUGGCAAUUCAAGAGCAUGUGGAUUGCUUAUUUUUAACGUAUACAAUGAGCCAGGACAGUGUUUUAAAAGUAAAACAUUUGAUAAAAGAUUGUGGAGGCGAUAUGCUUGUGUUUGCCAAAAUUCAAAAUAAGAUCGGUUUGAUGAAUAUAAAGGAGAUUUUAAAUGUUGCAGACGGCCUGAUUGUGUGCAGACAUGACUUGGGCAUUGAAUUUCCUUCCGAGAAAGUUUUCUGUUGUCAAAAAAUGGUGUUGGCAAGGUGUAAGGAGGCUGGCAAGCCAUGCAUUUGUUCCAACAGUUCGCUGCAUUCGAUGGUCGAUGAGUCUGUGGCCUCCUACUCGGAAUGCUUUGAUUUAGGCAACUCUGUAUUGGAUUGUGUGGACGGUGUCCUGUUGUCCAAGGUGACUGCAAUAGGCAGACAUUCUCUGGAAAGCAUCCGGUUUACAGCAGGUGUCUGCAAAGAGGCUGAGUCUGUAGUCAAUCAUAAAUUGGUGUUCGAUGCUGUCUCCAUAUUCCAUGUUGACAACCCUGCACGAUCCGUAGCUUUUACAGCUGUUACCUUAGCAUUCAAAACUAAUGCGCAGGCCAUCAUAGUGAUUUCGACGUCAGGUAGUACCGCUAAAUGGAUGUCUGUCUACCAUCCCCCUUGUCCGAUUGUGGCCAUUUCGCGCCGAUUGUUCGACACAAGAAAACUUUGCUUUUAUCGUGCAAUCUUUCCUGUGCUAUAUAAAAAACCCAUUGAAAAUGAUUGGGAGGAGGACAUACAGGAAAGAUGGAAAUUCGGUGUGGAAUAUUGCAAACAAAUGCAAUUUGUUGAGGCAGGAAAUGCCGUAAUUGUUGUGACUGGUUGGAAAAUUGGGGCAAGUCAUACAAAUAGUAUGAAAAUUGUUACUGUUACUUAAUUGUAUAAUACUGUUCCUACUUUCAUUUUUGAAUAUUAUUUUCAUUCAACAAAACAUUUCUUGGUAAUUGCAAUGUAUUGUAUAAUUUUGUACAUUCAAUUAUUAGUAUUAUGUGAUUUACAAAUAAAAUCUCUUAAAUAAAUUAUGAAAAUCAGAAUACUUCAUUCAAUGAAUUGAGAAAUUAUAAAAAGCUCUACUAAGUUGAAAAUUAUGUUGAAGUGAAUUUCAAAACACGAUGAAAAACUUAUAAGAUGUCAGCCGCGCAUGCAAACACCUUUUAGAGGAGGCGAAGGUAGUGGGUAGCGGGGAAGGUAGCUGAGAGUGUUGAAAAGUAAUGCGUAUACAUUAUAUAUUUUAUUAUUUUUUUAUUAUUUGUAAUGAACAUAUAUAAACCACCAAAAAAAAAAAAAAAGAA